UCCCCCGUCCCUCGCCUCUCACGCUGCUCGGCCGAGAGACCGAGCCGCGGGCCCGGAGCGCGAGCGGCGACGCCACCGCACCUGCAGCGCGGCGCUGGGGUUGCCGCGCCGGCACCUCGCUUCCAGUCCUCCGGUCUCCUUCUCCCCUCUCGCCCGGCUGUCCAUGACGCCCGAGACCCUCGUCGAGCGACCAUGACCACUUCCCUGCAAGAUGGGCAGAGCGCCGCGGGCCGGGCAGCUGCCCGGGACCCGCCGCCCGCCGCUCAGGUGCACGGCGCUGCCCCGCGGAAGGGCGACGCCCACGGCCCCGCGACGGCCCGGGCCCGGGUCCCGGCCCCGACCCCCGGGCUGCCCGCGCGGACGCUGCUCUCCGCUCCGGACGGGCUCCGUGGCGCGGCCGCGCACAGGAGAAAAAAGAAAGAUCUUGAUGUUCUGGAAAUGCCGUCUAUUCCAAAUCCUUUUCCUGAGCUAUGCUGUUCUCCAUGUACAUCUGUGUUGUCCACAGGGCUGUUUCCCAAAGCAAAUUCAAAGAAAAAACAGAGGAGAUCUGUAGGAAAAGCAGGCAUGAGUUUGAGUGCGAGAAGAGUCACUCUGCCUGCAAUAACGCCAAUAGUUCUACAGAAAAGGGUGAUUAAAGUGUACAGUGAAGAUGAAACCAGCAGGGCUUUAGAGGUACCCAGUGACAUAACUGCCCGAGAUGUUUGCCAGCUGUUAAUCCUGAAGAAUCACUACAUUGAUGACCACAGCUGGACACUGUUUGAGCACCUGCCUCAUAUAGGUGUAGAAAGAACAAUAGAAGACCAUGAGCUAGUAAUUGAAGUGCUAUCUAACUGGGGAAUGGAGGAAGAAAAUAAGAUCUACUUUAGAAAAAAUUAUGCCAAAUAUGAAUUCUUUAAAACCCCAACAUAUUUUUUUCCAGAGAAUAUGGUAUCAUUUGCAACUGAAACCAAUGGUGAAAUAUCCCCCUCACAGAUUUUGCAGAUGUUUAUAAGUUCAAGUACAUAUCCUGAAAUCCAUGGCUUCUUACAUGCAAAAGAACAGGGAAAGAAGUCCUGGAAAAAAGUUUACUUCUUUCUAAGAAGAUCUGGUUUAUAUUUUUCUACUAAGGGGACAUCAAAGGAACCACGACAUUUGCAGUUUUUCAGUGAAUUUGGCAAUAGUGAUGUGUAUGUGUCACUGGCAGGCAAAAAAAAACACGGAGCACCGACUAGCUAUGGAUUCUGCUUUAAGCCUCGCAAAGCAGGAGGGCCCCGAGACCUGAAAAUGCUCUGUGCAGAAGAAGACCAGAGUAGGACGUGCUGGGUGACUGCGAUUAGAUUGCUUAAGUAUGGCAUGCAGCUGUACCAGAAUUAUAUGCAUCCAUAUCAAGGCAGAAGUGGCUGCAGUUCUCAGAGUGUAUCACCUAUGAGAAGUAUAUCAGAGAAUUCCCUAGUAGCAAUGGACUUCUCAGGUCAAAGAAGCAGAGUUAUAGAGAAUCCCACCGAAGCCCUUUCAGUUGCUGUGGAAGAAGGACUCGCUUGGAGGAAAAAAGGAUGCUUACGCCUGGGCAUUCAUGGUAGCCCCACAGCCUCCUCACAGAGCUCUGCCACAAACAUGGCUAUCCAUCAGUCACAGCCAUGGUUUCACCACAGAAUUUCUAGAGAUGAGGCUCAGAGACUGAUUAUGCAGCAAGGACCCGUGGAUGGAGUGUUCUUGGUACGGGAUAGUCAGAGUAACCCCAAAACUUUCGUACUGUCAAUGAGUCAUGGACAAAAAAUAAAGCACUUUCAAAUUAUACCAGUUGAAGAUGAUGGUGCAGUAUUCCACACUCUGGAUGAUGGCCAUACAAGAUUUACAGAUCUCAUCCAGCUGGUGGAGUUCUAUCAACUGAACAAGGGUGUUCUUCCUUGCAAGCUGAAACAUUAUUGUGCUAGAAUUGCUCUUUAACCAAUUGAAAAGUGACUUGUUAAAGAAUUGAAGAAAAAGAACUCAAGAAAAAAAAAAGAGAGACAGUAAAUAGGGUGAAAACUAUCUGAUGGUAAAAAGAGAGUAUUUUACCUGCAAGUUGUGAAACAAAGUUUGUGAGUUGCAAAUAAACAAAGACUUGGAUUGGCAUUACAUUCAUCAUUUAAAAUUUAUUAGUUAAAAUUAAACCUUAGGGGAAAAAAAAA
Molecule: messenger RNA, 2150 nt
Organism: Cavia porcellus (domestic guinea pig)
Lineage: Eukaryota; Metazoa; Chordata; Mammalia; Rodentia; Caviidae
Gene: Grb14
Product: growth factor receptor bound protein 14
Exons: 15
Coding region: 193-1926 (577 amino acids)
Biological process (GO): negative regulation of insulin receptor signaling pathway; insulin receptor signaling pathway
Cellular component (GO): plasma membrane; cytoplasm
Source: RefSeq, a predicted model, not a curated record